This is a messenger RNA of Pogona vitticeps (central bearded dragon), 3237 nucleotides long. It is a transcript of the gene BEND7, whose product is annotated as BEN domain containing 7. Gene Ontology annotation, molecular function: DNA binding. Lineage: Eukaryota; Metazoa; Chordata; Lepidosauria; Squamata; Agamidae. The record is from RefSeq and is a predicted model, not a curated record.
CUCUGUACGCGCACCCGUGGCUAGGCUGAAGCCGGCAAGGCUUUCCCUCUUUCCUCCGUAACCAGGGGGAAGAGGGGAGGGGGACGGCAGCCCCCUUUUUCAAAGUUUGGAACUGAAUGGGGGGAAGAUUGGAGCUUAGGCGAGGGAAAGUCUGGAGCCAACUUGUCCCAGUUCCCUUCUCUUCUGUUUCUCUGCACUUGGAACUGAAAUCGCCCAGUUCCAGUUUUAUUUUUUGCUGAUUAAAGAGACGGACCUUGGUCUUCCUUGCUUGGGUGGCUAAUGUACCCAGCCCUCUUCUCACUCACUCACUCGCUCGCCCCAUUUGAUUUCUCCUUCCUUUCUUCCUCCUUCCUCCCUCUUGCUCACACCAUGGAGUUUACUGAGAGGAAGAGAAGCAGGAAAUCCCAAAGCUUUAAACUGAUAAAUCAAGAUUAUCAUCAUGAGGCUUACAAGAUAUCUGACUAUAGUAAUGAUGUUAACGGAGAGGCCAAAGAAGCACAACCAUUUUAUUUAGGAGAUGAAAGUCGGGAAAUUAAAAAACAAAUUACAGGAAUGAGAAGAUUACUGAAUGACAGCACUGGAAGAAUAUAUCAGCGGGUUGGCAAAGAAGGAGAAAAACUGAAGGAAGAACCCCAGGAUUUAGAUUUAACCUGGGCUCAGCGUGUGAACCCCCCUGUAGAAUCCCAGGCAAAUCUCCAUCCAUCUCAGAGUGCUUCUUGGAAUGAAUUAUCUCCGCAAACUAGCCACUAUUCAGGGCAGUAUGGAACUCGAUCCAAGACCUUCCAAAACCAAGCUAGAACUGCAGGCUCAAAUGGAGAAAUUCCAGCAGCUAAUUCCUCCUCUGGCUCAAAUUGUUGUACUUGUAAUUGCCAACCAGCGUUGCAAGCUAUUCUUCAAGAGCUUAAGACCAUGAGAAAGAUAAUGCAGAUUCAAGCAGUUGCUGCUCAAAACAGACAACAACCUUCAGCUCCUCUGGUUUGUGCACAGAAAUCAGCCGUGUCAAGAAAGAGAAAUAAAAAGAAAAAAUUGCCCCCAAAGACUAUUGAACCUCUUACUGUGAAUAAAAAGCCCAACACUUUAGAAAAUGACAAAAAGCUACCAACACAUCCUGAAAGGUCAAAUGUGGAAGCAGCUGAGUCCUCUUUGAAACUGGAGCCACAGGUUUCAGGAUUUGGCAUCGUCCUUGAAUCUUCAUCUACAGAUCCAGAAGUGCAACUUGCAGAAGGCUUUGAUGUUGUUAUGCCUAAAUCACAACUGGACUCCAUAUUAGCCAAUUACACUCGCUCAGGAAGCCUGCUGUUUCGAAAGUUGGUGUGUGCAUUUUUUGAUGACAAGACCUUGGCCAAUUCAUUACCCAAUGGCAAGAGGAAAAGAGGUCUCAAUGAUAACCGAAAAGGACUAGACCAAAAUAUUGUGGGUGCAAUAAAAGUGUUCACGGAAAAAUACUGCACUGCAAACCAUGUCGAUAAAUUGCCUGGCCCAAGAGACUGGGUACAAAUCCUGCAGGAUCAAAUCAAACUCGCAAGAAGACGGUUGAAAAGAGGUUCAGCAGAGGCAACUGAUUGUGAUGAGAAACUGGACAUGUCUUUACUACAAACAGGUAACCUCUUUGAAACCACACAUUCUGCACCAGUGUUUCACUAGCUGAUCCAGAUAUCAUUACAUUUCAGCAGGAUACCAGCAACAUUUCCAGACUUCUUCAGUACCUGUAUUUCUCUUUUGCUAUGGCCUCCUCAAUUUUCUUCAUGCUUUUAUAACACGGGAUAACAAAGCCACUAAAGUACUUGUUUCUUUUUAUUUUAAUCAGAAUAGGCUUGUUCCAGCAGCAAAGAUUAUACUGCAGUUAUUAACCACAGCUAUAGAACAAAUGUUGAUCUUAUGAUUGCAUUUUCCUACAUAUGAUCACAUUUUCCCCAUUGCAUUUUCCCACAUAAGUAUACGCAUGCUGGCUGUUCUGUUAAAUAGAUAAAAAUAAACACAUCUAUAGGUCUCUCUUUUCAAGAGGGAGCCCUGAAGGACCCCAGUUUAUACUGCUUUCGUGUGCAGAAAUCACAGGACCAAAAACCUGUUGAGUUUAAUGGAUCAUUAAUCGUCAUAGUUUCUGGAGGUCCACUCUCUACUUCUUAGCUUAUCAUUUUUCUCUUUAGGCAAAUAAAGUUGCCAGGUAUUCUUCUCAUAAUAAGGUACUUUGUCCAGUAUUAUGUUGCUAGCACCAACUGGAAUAGACCCAUUUACUCAGUGGGGUGUGUCUAUGUGUAGAUUUACCAGUCAAAAAUUUAUUCAGUGAGUUUAGUUGGGACUAGCAAUAGGAUACAGGCUGGUAUCAGUAUUUUGACAAUAAGCACCACCACUAACUGAGUAUGCUGUUUUGUCCAGAAUGUGUCUCAAUGAAUAUGAAAUGAAUUGUUCUUGAUACUGAGAUGACCCAGGAACAUUCUUUUGCAGGGACCUCCAUUCUCCCUUGACUUUUGAAUCUGGCAGUGCUAUCUUGUAUUUCCCCAGGAAAUUAUUUCAAGAAUUAUUGCUGCCGGAAGUCUCCAUAGCACUUUUAUAUACAUAGCUUUUUGGAAUAUUUGCAUGAUAUGUAGGGAAAAUACUUUUCAAGUUCGGGUGGUGGUUGACUUUCACAUGCUGUUAUCUUCUUCCCUUGUGCCUAAUUCCUCAAGUGACUUUUGGGUAGUAUAAUGGAGAGAGGAAACAAAGUGCAUAUGAAUCUGUACCCUGUAUGUAUCUGUGUGCUUGUGCAACAUCUUAACUCAUCACACUUCCAUUUUGACCUAGAGGGGUUCACAUGCUUGCUGAAGUAAAGACAGGUUUGCAAUGGAGGGAAUGUAUGUGCAGUGAGGAACAUCAUAUACAAGACAUUGUGUGAAUUGGGUUCUCCACUUGUAGGCACAGGCACAUUUAGGCAAGAAUUCCACAGUCCCCCCUCCUUUUAAUGAGGGAUAUAAAAUUUAUGAAUUGAGCUUUCACAUAUUCCGCCCCCACAAAACAAUCAUCCACUUUUUAAAUCUAGAGGGCAGGAACACAAAAUACUAGUGCUGGCCCCCAAUAGGCAAACUGAACACCUCUUCACAAAUGUGCAUCAGUCAUUUGAAAAUAUAUUUGAUCAAUGGACUGUUUCAGAUAUGCCACUUUUAUCACAAACUGUCACAGGACUGUGGAACAUGUGGCCUUCCAGAUGCAGUAGGACUGCAACUCCAAAACCCCUAGUGUAGCCAAUGGUGAGGGAUGGUA